Messenger RNA from Magallana angulata, 691 nucleotides. RefSeq names its product prisilkin-39-like. Lineage: Eukaryota; Metazoa; Mollusca; Bivalvia; Ostreida; Ostreidae. The coding region runs from base 41 to 577 and encodes 178 amino acids. The transcript is spliced from 3 exons. The record is from RefSeq and is a predicted model, not a curated record.
UUGUUGUUCCCAAAGUAGGCAUUACUCAGAAAGCAACACGAUGCUGCGAUUUGCCAUCAUUGCUGUGUGCAUUGCUUUGUCAGCUGCUGACUACGACAAGAAAAUUGGAUACGGAGGAUAUGGAUAUGGAUAUGGACAAGGAUAUGGAUAUGGACAAGGAUAUGGAUAUGGUCUGAAUAACCUAUACAGACUCGGUGGUGGAUCUCUUUACAACUUUAACCAACUUGGAUAUAACAACUAUCCUGGUCUAUAUGGUGGAUAUAGUGGAUACUCUCCAUUCGGCAAUGGCUAUAGCUAUGGAUUGAACAACUACUACGGUGGUUACAACCCAUACGGAUAUGGAUUGAACAACGGAUAUGGAUUGAACAACUACUACAGUGGUUACAGCCCAUUCGGAUAUGGAAAUCUGGGUUACAACAAUUACCCAGGAUACCUUGGGAACAACUACCUAAACAACGGAUACGGAUCAUAUUCACCAUUCGGAUUGAACUAUCUGAACAAUAACUUCCUCGGCAAUCCACUGCUUACCUCCGUCCCACAAGUUCUACCCGGAUUAAGGAAGAGAGCAGUAUAUUAAGCCACGCAUACUCAACGGACAACACGCAGAUUGAAAAACGACUGACCGACCAACUACCAUUUGUCAUGUACAUGAUUUUUUUUUGUAUUUAAUAAAUGAAGCACACAACAAUAA